AUUGGCCAUAUUGGGUUGGUAAAUAUAGAACUGUAGAGAUGUAGAACUAAAGCGUGGUACUUAGCUAUUUAAGUUGUUGGUACUUGGUAGUACCUACACAGUGAAGUCUAGUUGAUUCAGGAAAACUUGACUUGAGAUUUUCUUUCUUAUGAUUUACUGAUGAAACCUUGAUUGUUGAAUCUUGAUGUAGGCAUCCCACCGCCGAUCCAUAUCCAGAUCAGCUGCGUCGUCGGUUCCGCACACAGGCCAAGGGAAAUGACUACCGUUCCAGGGUCUCCGGUCUGGGAGCUCGUGAAGAAGAACAACUACUUCUUGAUCAAGCUGUUCGGCAACAGCAACACCAAGGUGCAGUUCAGCAAGGAGCCCAACAACCUCUACAAUAUCCAGUCCUACAAGUUCUCGGGCUUGGCGAACAGCAAGACCGUGGCGGUCCAGCCAUCAGCGGGAGAGGACAAGGCUGUUGUCCUGUCCACGACCAAGACCAAGAAGCAGAACACCCCUGCCAAGCUCCAGCACAAGACUCUGAUGCGCAAGGAGUUCCGCAAGAUGGCCAAGUCUGUCAAGAACCAGGUAUUAACUCCAGAGUUUUGUACUUGAAUUGCCCUUAUGCUUGGCUUUUAAGCUACAACUGUAAGUCACGGCUUGUCUCUGCUUCCUCCUUGAGUUUAGAGUUGUGGCAUGGCAUGCUUGAUUUUUUAGUGGACUUGUGUCCCUGAUGAUGCACCGUUGUUGCACUGCCAACCAUCAGAUGCAGUAGCUGCUCCUGCUUGCUACUCCGCUGCCGCCGCUCGUUGUUUUGCUACUGCUCCUGCUAGUUAGGCACUGCUGCUGCUCCUAAGCACAGCUCGUAGAUGCUGCUACUUGCCGCUGUUGAUUCCUCCUACAGCCUGGCAUCUGCCAUUGUAAUUUCAUGCUGAUGUAACAUGUGAAUCUGUUGGUCCUACUUAUUGUCUUUACAGAAGUCAAUGUACCUACCUUAUUUGGUGCUCUGUUAUUAUCUUUGAUCAGUAUCAGUUGUGUCUCUUAGAGAGACACUCCUACCUUUUCUGACUUGAGUUGUUAACUAUUGUUCCAUACUUCUGUUAGCUACAAUAAAAAAUCUUUGAAUUUGGUACUGCAUGAGUUUUUACUACUGCUUACACAGAGAGUAUUUGCUACUACUAAAAUAGCGAUUUUGUAUGCACUGCUACCUGAUGAGUGCUUUCCUUGUAAUAUUUCACCUUGGCAUGCAUAUGUGUGUUCGGUUUGAAUUUUGCAUGACAUGAUAUAAUUAUUUCCUGUGUUUUUCUCAACUUAUUUUCAUUGACACUUGAUAUAUACUUAGCUUGUACUUGAAGCUGUGGGUUAAUGUGGUGAUUUUGUUCUACUUGGAUGCAUUGGUACCCCCAUAAUCGAGCGCAUGGAUGCAAUGGCAAGAAGAUCAUGGCUGUGCGCAUCAUCAAGCACACCACGGAGAUAAUCGACCUCCUCACCGAUGGUGAAGGUUUUCAAAUGUUGAAGAAGGAGGACAAUAGGAACUUCUGUGAUGUCUUGUCAUCUAUUUUCUUUUCUUUGCUGUAGAAUAGUUUUGUUUGGCACUUACUGGUUCCUUGGACAUAAAUAUAUGUACUGCUAGAAUGAAUGCAUGUAAAGAUAUUUUGGGCUCCUAUAAUAUUCCAUGUUGCUUUGAAAAUGUAUCGGAACUGGGCUAGGCCCAAGAUAACUUGUAGUGUGAUGUGUUGUAAUGUCAAUGGCAUAAUAAAAGAAGUUGGAUUGGAUCAA
Messenger RNA from Aegilops tauschii subsp. strangulata, 1761 nucleotides. RefSeq names its product large ribosomal subunit protein eL28y-like. NCBI's taxonomy places the organism in Eukaryota, Viridiplantae, Streptophyta, Magnoliopsida, Poales, Poaceae. Gene Ontology annotation, molecular function: structural constituent of ribosome. Gene Ontology annotation, biological process: translation. Gene Ontology annotation, cellular component: ribosome. The record is from RefSeq and is a predicted model, not a curated record.